AUGGCUGAGCUGACACAACAGGCUGACGUGGCCAAACAGGCUAACAUAGCAUGUCGCGUACCCCGAGGGACAUGCGACCACCACGAGCGUGACAAUAAUGGGAGUGACCAUGAGGCACGCACGCCAGGCAGUGGCGAGCAGGCGCAGCAACAGGGAGAGGAGGAGCACCACAUCAGGGAAUCAACAGAAAGGCAAAGCCAGCCACAGCAUAUGGAGCGGCGUGAGAGUGAAGCAGUAUUGCCACAUCAGACGGACAGCUGGCAGCAGGCGGACAGAUGGCAGCAGGCGGAUGGGUGGGAGGAGGUGGUGUUGCUUCUGGACCUUCUGUCCCUCUCCCCCUGCCUGUACGCCCCUCCUCUCCGCGCCAUGCUGCGCGCCCCUCAUACCCUCAAGCUCGGAUUUGCCUUCUCAGACGACCUCGAGUUCCUCCACCAAUCUCUUCCUUCAUACCAUCACUCCCUCUCAUCACACCACCACUCCCUCCCCCCACACCAUCACUCCCUCCCCUCACACCAACAGUCUCUUCUCCCAGACCAACUCGACUGCCGUCCUGCAGAGCACGAGCACCCCUCCCACGACUGCUUCCACCACGUGGCGCCGUUCAUAGACGUGGGCACGGCCUACCACGCCAUUCGCCGCACGCGCCUGCACCUCAAGCGAGACAACCUGCUCUCCCUCCUCACCGCCACUGCUCCUCCCGGCUCCCUCGCGUCCAAAUCCGUGCUGCCACCCGCGUCUGGGCUGUCAGCGCUGGCGCAGGUGCUGCUGGGGGCGCCGUUGGACAAGGAGUUGCAGUGCAGCGACUGGGAGCAGCGGCCGCUGUCACGCCACCAGCUGCACUAUGCUGCUGCCGAUGCCCUCUGCCUGAUUCACAUGGCGCUCGCGCUUCUCCCCCUCGCUCUGCGCCCCCACGCCCUCUCCGCCCGUGCCCUUUCCCCCCAUGCACUCUCCCCUCACGCCCUCUCUGCCCAUGCCCUUUCCGCAAAUGGAAAGGUGCGCCAAACUGACAUGCAUGGGAAGGCGCUGGUGCCGCCGUGGGAUGUGUCGCGGGGAGGGGAUGGGCAUGCGCGGUUCCUGUGUGACUCCAUGGUGGAGGGGCUGGCACGGCAGCUGCGGUGUGUGGGCGUUGACACUGCCUCUCCCAAGACUCUUGGCCGAGACACAUGUGACACAAGAAAACUAAUAGAGUGGGCAGAGAUGGAGGGCCGUGUGCUUCUAACGAGGGACGUGAAGCUCUUCCGGCGCCGCCUGCUGCCGGCCAGCCACAUGCACCUCAUUAGAAGCACCGACAAGCGCGAGCAGCUCCGCGAGGUGGUAACCGCGUUCCGCCUGCUCCUGUGCGAGUCCUCGCUGCUCUCGCGCUGCAUCCGCUGCAACGGCACCUUCAAGCCGCAGGCGCUGGGGCCGGCAGAGGCAGCAGCGGCGGCGCCGUGGACCCAGGUGGUGCCGAGUCACGUGUUGGAUCGGGUAGCGGAGUUCUGGCAGUGCUGCCAGUGCCAACACCUGUUCUGGGAGGGCUGCCAGUUUGAUCGCGCCAUCAAGCAAUUCACAGAGGUGUGCCAGCUGUCAGCUGCGCUGGCGCAGACGAAUGUUUCAGCCAACAGUUGA
Closterium sp. Yama58-4 is the source of this 1608-nucleotide messenger RNA. NCBI's taxonomy places the organism in Eukaryota, Viridiplantae, Streptophyta, Zygnematophyceae, Desmidiales, Closteriaceae. The record is from the annotation of a GenBank genome assembly.